CACAAUGUGCAGAUGAAGUUGCCUAUGGUCGUGUUAGCUCGAUAAUAACCUGCGUCCGUUGGCAGUCAUCGCCGAAAGUAAAUAUUUGCGCCUUUCACCUCUCCGUUAUAGCGUAGAUAGAUCGAAUGAUGAUGAUGCUGAUGAUGUUGAUGAUGGACGUGCGUGCAUUGCGCAGCUAACAUCAGCCCGGUCAUAUCGCAGUGCAAUGUCGUCCGGAGCAGUGUGAAUCAGAUACAGUGCGUAGAGUAGGUCGUGAACUGUGCAAAGAAGUACAAUAUAUAUAUAUAUACACCUUGACAAUCGUGCCUCUGAUCGCACGACUUCCGUGUGCCGCGCUGACCGGACAGUAAUGUGUUUGGGUGUCCUCAGGAGUUGUCGCAACAUCUUCAUCAUCAUUAGUUCUUCAGGUGGUUCGAUCCUGUUCACGUAAUGCUAAUGAUAAAUGGUGCAUCCUCGCACAGCAGGCCUCCUCCAGCUUACAACAACAUCGAGGAGGCCACCACUUCGGCAGGAGCGCCACCCUCCUACGAAGAAGCCAUCAACCCCAACGCGCCACCUCCAUCCUAUGAUUCCCUCUUCGGCAGAGUCAGAGAGGCGAGGAAGACGAGCAAAGGUGUCUUGGAUUUCAUCAAGAAUGUCUUCAUUAUCCUUCUAGGAGCAGGUAAAAUUCUUCAGGUUCCAAUCGACAUUACAACUUUUCAAUACUUUCCGAUAACUAUGACGCACUCUAUUCAAAUCACAC
Nicrophorus vespilloides is the source of this 742-nucleotide messenger RNA. RefSeq lists its product as uncharacterized. Lineage: Eukaryota; Metazoa; Arthropoda; Insecta; Coleoptera; Silphidae. The transcript has 3 exons. The record is from RefSeq and is a predicted model, not a curated record. The annotation marks the transcript as partial.